AUGUCGCGUCCGAGCAAGAAGCGCCCAUCAGACGCAACUACUACGCCCAAUGGCCCUAAAAAGGCCAUGUCGCCACCCAGCAAGAAGCACCCCUCAGACGCAACUACUAUGCCCCAUAGCCCUAAAAAGGCUAUGCCGUCGACCAGCAAGAAUUACCCCUCAGACACAACUACUACGCCUAAUAGCCCUAAGAAGGCAUGCACAUCCUCUGAGAAGCCCGAGGAUAAAUAUGGCUUGUGGAAGUAUCUACUGCCUCUCCCCGCUCCCAACUCACCACCAACUGAUUUUGUUCUACCGGAGAUGUUCUUGAAACCAGGCCCGAAGGAGUUGAAGCUGCGAUUCCUCUUGCGC
Molecule: messenger RNA, 351 nt
Organism: Mesorhabditis spiculigera
Lineage: Eukaryota; Metazoa; Nematoda; Chromadorea; Rhabditida; Rhabditidae
Source: the annotation of a GenBank genome assembly